Molecule: messenger RNA, 1310 nt
Organism: Limulus polyphemus (Atlantic horseshoe crab)
Lineage: Eukaryota; Metazoa; Arthropoda; Merostomata; Xiphosura; Limulidae
Product: astacin-like metalloprotease toxin 1
Exons: 10
Coding region: 16-1257 (413 amino acids)
Biological process (GO): proteolysis
Cellular component (GO): membrane
Molecular function (GO): zinc ion binding; metalloendopeptidase activity
Source: RefSeq, a predicted model, not a curated record
GUACAAGUAAGCUCGAUGAGUAUUACAUACAGCUUCAUAUCCUGGCAGAAAAUGCUGUUUUUUCUGUUUAGCGUACUUCUACCGUGGUGUGGACUGGGGAUUCCGCUCGAUGAUUAUGAUGGGGAUUCAGGACUAUACAAUCCUGGUCUCUACCAAGGCGAUAUCGCUGGAAUUGACAUGACACAGGACAGGAAUGCCAUUGUAGAUCACACAAAGCUGUGGCCUGGCGGUGUUGUCCACUAUGAAAUAGAUCCAGCUGUUGAUUUCAUGAGGGAUAAGAUAAUGGCAGCUAUCAAGGAAUACCACGACAAAACGUGUGUUCGAUUUGUUCCAAGAACAUCCAAUGUAGUAGACUAUAUUCGAAUCGUCGAUGAGCCUGGGUGUUGGUCAUUCGUUGGAGUCCAGGGUGGACUACAGAAGGUGUCUUUGGGUCAAGGCUGUAGUACAAAACCAACAAGUAUCCAUGAACUGAUGCACGCCAUCGGUUUCUGGCAUGAACAGAGUCGCUCUGAUAGAGAUGAUUACUUGGAGAUCAUCUGGGAGAAUAUAAUGGAAGGGACGGAAUUCAACUUUGAUAAGUUGGAUUACUUCGACAACAACCUUCUAGGAGUAGAGUUCGACUAUGAAUCCAUUAUGCUAUACGGAGAAACAGCUUUCUCCAAGGAUUACAAGUCCAUUACUAUGAAACCGAGGAAGGCGGGUGUGAAACUGAUCCCUGUGUACACAAAGAGUGGAUUCUCUACAACUGAUGUCAUCAAGAUCAACAGACUUUACGAAUGUUUUGGAGAAGUACGUCCUCCCCGACCUGAACCACCGGGAUUUUAUUGCGAUUUUGAAGAUGACAACUGUGGGAUUGCUAAUCAAGAAAACAUGUUAUUAUUCUGGUACAGGUCCAAUAUCAGACGAGAAGGUAGUCGAGGAUACUAUAUGGGACUGACAGCUACACAAGGGGGUAAUGGAUUUGCCAGACUCAUCACACCUUUCGUCAAAGUUUACGGACGAGAGAAAGGCUGCCUUAGGUUUAGGUAUUAUCUGGAGGGUUCUGCAGCAAGAAACUUGAAGGUCACGCAACAAGGUCAAAGCACUUCGGAAGUGUGGGAAACUAACGUCGCUGAUGGUAGAUGGAAGGAAACAGUUUUGAACCUUAAUCUUAAUGGAGACACGCGGUUCUUCGUGGAAGCGUCAACAAGCACUGACAACACGCAAGGGGUGAUAGCAAUAGACGAAUUUUCUUUGGCCAUCAGGUCUUGUAACUAAUCGUGUAAAAGCAUUUUUUAAAGAAAUAAUAAAAGCUAGCUUCGUUAUAAGUC